CGCCCCGCUCCGCCCGCGUCCCCCGGGCACAGCCCGCCGGCCGUGAGGGCUGUGCCGCGCUGCCCCCCCGCCCCGGGGCGCUAUGAGCCAUGAAGCCGCCCGGCAGCAUCUCCCUGCGGCAGCCUGGCUGCGGUGGCCGCUGCCACCCUGCGCUCCUGCCGCUCCUCGGCCGCCUCGUCUCGCUGCUCCUGCUCCUCCAUGGCUCCUCCUGCCCCCGGGCCCGCGCGGCUGCGGCGGCCGCCGGCCUGCAUUGGAAUGAAACAGCAAGUGGUAUAGAGGGAGAACUGGCAGAUGAAGAGAAUACAUUUCAACAGAGUAACAGCAGUAACAGUAAAAAUAACAGCUACAGCAAUGCAAUACAGAAAGAAAUCACACUGCCUUCAAGACUAAUCUAUUACAUCAACAAAGACUCUGAGACUCCUUACCAUAUCCUCGAUACUAGGGCAAGGCACCAGCAGAAACAUGACAAGGCUGUACAUCUGGCCCAGGCAAGUUUCCAGAUCGAGGCCUUUGGCUCCAAAUUCAUCCUUGACCUCACGUUGAAUAAUGACUUGUUAUCUUCCAAUUAUGUGGAGAUUCACUAUGAAGAUGGAAAACCAAAGUUUUCUAAGGGGGGAGAGCAUUGUUACUACCAUGGAAAUAUCAGAGGUAUCAAGGAUUCCAAAGUUGCUCUUUCGACUUGUAAUGGACUUCAUGGCAUGUUUGAAGAUAGUACUUAUUUGUACUUGAUAGAACCGAUGGAACUGACCCACAGUGCAGAAAGUAAAAGUAGGCCACAUAUCAUCCAAAGAACUUACGGAACACAAACCUCCAAGCAGUUGCAGGACCUUGAGACUGACUCUAGUUCUGAAUGGCCCUUUCUGUCUGAACUUCAGUGGCUGAGGAGAAAGAGAAGAAAGAGAGCAAUAUCUCGUGGUGUCUUCGAAGAAAUGAAAUAUCUGGAGCUCAUGAUAGUCAAUGACCAUAAAAUGUUCAAAAGGCACCGUUCUUCAAAUGCAUACACAAACAAUUUUGCAAAGUCUGUGGUAAAUCUUGUAGAUGCUAUAUACAAGGAACAGCUGAACACCAGGGUGGUUCUUGUUGCUGUGGAAACUUGGACAGACAGAGAUCGUAUUAAUAUUCACCCGGACCCUCUGCAGAUGCUCCACGAUUUCUCCAAAUACCGGCAGCACUACAUCAAACAGCACGCUGAUGCUGUGCACCUGCUCUCGAAUGUGACAUUUCAUUACAAAAGGAGCAGCUUAAGUUACUUUGGAGGGGUUUGCUCUGUGGCCAGAGGAGUUGGAGUCAAUGAGUAUGGCCUCCCUUUGCCCAUGGCACAGGAACUAGCACAAAGUCUUGCUCAGAACCUUGGAAUACAAUGGGACCCAGCUACAAGGAAACCAAAGUGUGACUGCACUGAAUCCUGGGGUGGUUGCAUCAUGGAGGAAACAGGGGUAUACCAUUCCAGGAAAUUCUCCAAAUGCAGCAUUGCAGAAUACAAAGAAUUUUUACUUCGUGGGGGAGGUGCCUGUCUUUUUAACAGGCCAACAAAGCUCUUUGAGACCACAGAGUGUGGAAAUGGAUAUGUAGAAGCAGGAGAAGAAUGUGAUUGCGGUUUCCGAAUGGAAUGCUAUGCAGACUGUUGUAAGAAGUGCUCUCUUUCUAAUGGAGCUCACUGUAGUGAUGGACCCUGCUGUAAUACAUCAUGUCUUGUGAGUUUUUUCCCACGAGGUUAUGACUGUCGAUAUGCAGUGAAUGAAUGUGAUAUUGGAGAGUUCUGCACUGGGGAUUCUGGACAGUGUCCACCGAAUCUUCAUAAACAAGAUGGGUAUGCCUGUGAUUCUAAUCAGGGUCGUUGCUAUAAUGGUGAAUGCAAGACAAGAGAUAAUCAGUGCAAAUAUAUCUGGGGAUCUAAGUCUUCAGGAUCUGACAAAUUUUGUUAUGAAAAGCUUAAUACAGAAGGCACAACAAAAGGAAACUGUGGAAAAGAUGGAGACCGAUGGAUUCAGUGCAGCAAACAUGAUGUUUUCUGUGGCUUUUUGCUCUGUACUAAUCUUACUAGAGUUCCUCGAGUUGGUCAAGUUCAAGGAGAAAUUAUCCCAAAUUCUUUUUAUCAUCAAGGACGCAUAGUGGACUGCAGUGGUGCUCAUGUUCUUUUAGAUGAUGAUACAGAUUUAGGUUAUGUGGAGGAUGGAGCUCCAUGUGGACCUCAAAUGAUGUGUCUGGACAAAAAGUGCCUGCCAAUUCAGUCCUUGAACAUAAGCAGCUGUCCCAUUGGUUCUAAUGGAAAAGUCUGUUCUGGUCAUGGGGUUUGUAGUAAUGAAGCCACUUGCAUUUGUAAUUUCUCCUGGGCUGGGACAGACUGCAGCAUUGAUGAUCCUGUCAGGGAUACUGGUGGCAAGAAGGAGGAAGGACCCAAGGUGAGCAUGGCCGCUAACAGGCUAAUAGGUGCAGUGGCAGGGACCAUUCUGGCCUUGGGGGUGAUUUUUGGAGGCACAGGGUGGGGAAUAGAAAAUGUCAAAAAACGAAGGUUCGAUCCAACUCAACAAGGCCCUAUCUGAAGAGAUGCCAUUCAAAAAGCUGUUUCUUGCACUACUGGAUUUUGGGUAUGAUGUCUUUGCUGUAGGUGCACAGGAACUAAAUCUGUAAGGAAGAACUUGAGAAACAGUGACUAAACACAAUAUUGGGAUAUUGGAAUGUGAGUUGGUAGAACACUGUCCUUUUUGGAGAUAAGUUGGAAAUACUUCCUCUAUUCACCUUUCUCUUGGUAACAUUAACUGACAAGUGUUACAAGCAAACUGUUUCAAAAUCAGGUGUUUUUUUUUCCUCAAACAAAGGAGACACACAGACCAAGUGCAAUAAGAGAACUGCUCCAAAAUAAUGGAAUAGCAGAAGAUUCUUUUCCCAGCCUGCUGGCACUCUUAACUUCACUUGAGUUCGCAUGACUUCCUUUUUCUUAUCAAACUCCAGUGGCAUGAGGAGCUAAUUUUGAAAGGGUAACCUGCAUGGCUCACAUACAAACAACCAAGUUAGCAAGCUGACCCCAAGCAAAAUCUGCAGCCCAAUAAAUACAAACCACUGGGAAGCCAGUGCCAGGCUUCAAUAGCUUUUCCAGCCACGCAGUGCAUUCUGCUGCUGGACUUGAGGGUUCCCUGCUCCAUGAGCUCACUGUCCACCUUGUUUUGGUCUCCUGUUAGUUAUGGAAGCUAGUGAAUGAUGGAUGGAAUUUUUCCAAGAAAGAAAAAGUGUAAAUAUGGAAAUAAGAUUUUGAUGUAUCAUUUUCACAGAUUAUAUAUAAAUAUAUAUAUAUAAAAAAGAGAAAAGAAUUUCCAUAUAAAAAGGUUCUAUUCUUUAUGUAAAUCUAUUUUUGAUGUUGGGUUUGGUUUUGGGUUUUUUUUUCUCCCCUUUUUUUCUGUAGCAUGUUGUACAGCGGAUGUUCUGGGCUUGCUCAAAAAAAGGCAAAUAGCAUGCAGAUGCAGGGAGUUCUGACACCAAACAGAUGUGAUCUGAAGUUUGUAUGCUUGAAACCAAAAACAAUUAAAAUGUAUAAAUGCAUAUCUAUGUAUUGACUAUAAGUCUGGAUUACUUUUUUUGGCUGUUAUGCAGACUUUUCCAUAAUAUAGGAUAAGUAACACCCUCUCAAGAUAAUCACAGAAGUGCCAAGCUCUUUUUUUUUUAAGUGUAGCUAGUUUUUUUCCUGUAAAAUAAAAACUUAAAUAAGCCUUAAAAUACUCACAAAAUGUUAAAAGCUUGGAAUGAGUUAUUCUUCUCUUGCCUUCUGCCCAUCCACUCAAAGCAACUUGCAAAGGUGACUGACAUUUCUAACUCACUCCCUGUAUCUCUUUGAUGCAUCUCACUUUUCAAAGUUUAAUGCAAGAUUAAUACUUUGACCCUUGGCUACUGAUAGCCAGUUACCAUCACAACGUGUACAGAAUGCCAUGUAAGUUCAGGGGGUUGUGUGUUGUUAUUACUUUUAGAUACACCUUGCAUACAAGCAGAUUUUUGCAGAGAAGUCCUGGGCAGCAGUACCGUGCCCCAGGAACCAGGCUAGCCUGGCUGCAUCUGCCUUGAGAAAGGUAUGGGCAGAUGUCUAGGCCUCCCUAAAAGUAUAGAGCUGUCCAGUCUGGCUCAUCCUUUGCAUCUUGGCUUAAAACAGGUAAUUUGGUCAUUGUAAGUGAAGUGACCUAAAAAUUUAAUUUCUGCGUCUGAUAAUCAGAAUUAAAGACUUUUGUAAUUUUGGCUUUAAUUUAAAAGUUGAAUAUUAGUAACAACAGAAGCCCAGUUACAUUACAUACUCCAUCUUUUUUCAGUGAAAUCCAUUACCCAAGUUAGCUUUAAGAGCCAAAACAUUAAGAAAAUGCUGCAGAUUUCCUGUGACUUAGAAAACAUCAUUUCAGUUAUUUUUCUUAUUAUGAUAAUGUUCAAUUCAACAGUCUCACAAGAGAGGUACAAUAUAUUGUUUUGCUUGACAGUUAUUAUUAAAUUUUUUAAUCAGCUUUAACAUAAUCACAUUAACACAACUACAUUAUGAGUUAAAGGUGCUGCACACAGGUAGUUGACAUUACUAUGAAUUAUAAAUCUUAUUCUGAAUAAUUCCUGCCUGGUUUCAAGCAAAAUUACAUUAGUGACAAUCCUUUGAUGGCAAACCAAAAAUACUUGCAACUAUAUUAUGGUUAUCUAAAAAUGCUUUGCUUCAUAACAUCCAACUUUGUUAGGGUUCUGCUUCCAAAGCAAGCAUAACCCACAACAGAAACACUAGUGGUUACCAAAAAUUAAAAUAAGUAAAAUCAACUGGAUAUACAUAAACUACCUGUGUAAUAAACCUUGAAGAAGCAUUUCACAAACAACAUCAUUAGUGUGUGAUGUGAUGUUUUAAAUCAGACCACAGUGGUCCCCAACUAUUAUGAACAUAUGUUCAGUGCUGGAGUAACUUUUUUAUUUACACCAGCCCUUUCAUAGGACUUACAAUUUCUUGACUGAAUUUAUGCUUCACUCAUCAGCCAUUGUGUGUACGUGGAAGAACACAUUCGCCUUCUGCCCUGUGUGUGCACAACACAAGUGACAACACAGCUCAGAGUAGGUACUGGAUGAAGUGCUUCUCAUGGCAGUAGAUAAAAAAUUGGGUUUGGUAGGUGUUGAUUUUCUACAUCCCACCUUUGCUGUGCUUUGGGAAGUGCAUAUCCAUUUAGUGUUACUUUGUUCAUUGCAAAGUGUCAUCAAAAGAAGACUGGGUUGACUCUGCCUCCAUUUCAUCCACUCUACAUUUGCUCCAUUAUUUACCUACUCAGUUGGACAAGAAACUGUGGUAACUGUAUAGCUCAUUCCAGUUUGCUGCAUGAUCUUAUGAUUUGAUCUGAUGCUCCUAAAAGAGAAGUCUGCUAGGCAAAUUAACAGCUGUAUAGGUGCAUGUUCAAAGAAAAAGAUUACUUAAGGCUGGAGUUUAACCAAUUUUUCUUUACUAUGCAAAGAUGGGUAUUGCACAAACAGAUGAGACAAAUGUCUGAGGAAAUGCCAUAGAAUACUUGAAGCUAUGUUUUAAGCCUAAUCAGUCAUGUUUUAUAUUCAUUACUGCUUCCACUGUUAUUCUUCCUUUUUAAAAUGAUUUGUAAUUAUUUUUUUAAGUGCACAACUUGAUGUUGUUAUAAAUCAAGUUUCUGUUUGAAGUUAAUACUCAUUCAUAUCCUGUUGGCUGCUAAUGAAUGGAAAUUCAAUAGUCCUUGUUCUGCAUAUUAGCAAGAUGAGUAUUAAAAAUGUCAUGAACGUGGAA
This is a messenger RNA of Neopelma chrysocephalum (saffron-crested tyrant-manakin), 5749 nucleotides long. RefSeq names its product ADAM metallopeptidase domain 23 (gene ADAM23). The transcript has 26 exons. Lineage: Eukaryota; Metazoa; Chordata; Aves; Passeriformes; Pipridae. Gene Ontology annotation, biological process: proteolysis. Gene Ontology annotation, cellular component: presynaptic membrane. Gene Ontology annotation, molecular function: metalloendopeptidase activity. The record is from RefSeq and is a predicted model, not a curated record. The coding region runs from base 90 to 2543 and encodes 817 amino acids.